ACUUCCAACUUUACGUAGGUUUCCACACAAGCCUUUCCGGUUGCACAGGUUUGAAAGCAGCUGAUUUUCUGGAUGCGUUUUAUUGCCGUCAACUUUUUAUUUAACGCAUUUUCGUUACUUCUGUUUCAUACUUUUGUAACAACAUCUCACUGGUCGAGGUCUGAAGUAUUGUCGUUCUCAUUGUACACGUUAUGAUCAGAGUGUGACGGUUAGGACACCAGAAAGUGUGGGGGGGAGCACUCCGAGAAGGAAGCGGCUAACUUAGUUAUGAUGUCACCAGCUGACAGGUGGGAGUAGCAUAUGAGAGAGUUCUACAAUGUGGACAGACAAGCAAAGAGGAAUCCGAGUUUCUCAGGAGGAGCUGCUCUGCAAGAAUGCCUGUGGGUAUUAUGGAAACCCUGUAUGGCAAGGCUUCUGCUCUAAGUGCUGGAGAGAGAGAGCACAUCCAGCAGCAGCCCCGAGACAAGACACAAGGCCGAGCAAUGAUGGAACUCCUCCCACCUUCUCCAAAUUUGAGGAGAAGAAAAACAUUGAGAAAGGUCGUCGAAUUAACACAAUGAGGAGACUCUUCUGGGGCAGCCCAUCGCCUUCAAAACGUCAAGAGUCUUCUGAAAGCUAUACAAAUGUGUUAAAAGCCUACCAGAGCCUUGAGCCCGGGGACUUUACUGGUUUCCUAAAGAUACUUCGGAGCCCUUCUUCCCAGCGCUUGCAGUCCCGAUGUACAGCUUUCCUCAACACAAUGGAGGCUUACCAUGAUCUGCCGGUACAGAAGCAAUCAGAUCUUGUGCAAGAUUUCUACCAGUCCUUCGCUGAAUAUUUUAGCAGUUUUCCUGAGGCUCAGGUCACUCAGAUAAUGGAGCAUAUAGAGAAGUUAAUAAUGACACGGUUGCACAAAUGGGUUUUCUGCCAUGACAGCUGUGAUGAUGAACAGAAGGACCUGGCUCUCCAGAGAAGGAUACGCUCCUUAAACUGGGUUACUCCGCAGAUGCUGAGCGUACCCUUCCCUGAUAAAAAGACUGCAGACACAGGCGACCCCUUUCUGCCUGCUAUAACAGCUAUAAUUGAAAUGGAUGCGAAACGAGCGCCUCAGGACAAACUUGCAUGUGUGUCCAAAUGCAGUCAACAUGUCUUUGAAGCACUCUCCACCUCGAACAGUGAGCCCGCUAAUGCUGAUGACUUCCUGUCAGGCCUGAUUUAUGUUAUGCUGAAGGCCAAUCCACCUCGCCUACACUCCAACAUGCAGUAUGUGAUUCGUUUUGGUCUCCCUCACAGUCUGAUGGCAGGAGAGAGCGGCUACUAUUUCACAAAUUUGUCUUGUGCGGUGGCCUUCAUUGAAAAGCUGGAUGGACCAGCACUCAACCUCAGUCCAGAAGAGUUUGAGGGCUACAUGCUGCACCAGCGUGCUCCCUCUGCAGGAAACAAGAGGCUGCAGGUUGCCAGCGACACACAACACCUGUUAGAAGAGCUAAAAGGCAGACAGGAGACGCUGGACCAAGGGAUGGAUGCUCUCAACGUGCAACUACAAAAGUGGGUCCAAGCAGUUCAUUCACAACUUGAUGAGGCAACAGCCCAGUUUGCUGUGGUGCAGAAGGAGAUAACAGCUCAGGCUGAGCUCUCACAGGCUUUUUCAUCCCCAUCUCAUGAUUCAUCACUGCAGGGGGAUGACAGAGAUCAGUCUGUGCUGGUGCUUACAGAUCAACAUGUCGAAAGUCCGAAAGAUACAAACUGUUAGCUACAUUAUCAAAGACACCUAAUCUGGUACUUGACUCUUUAAUCAUCAGCACUAAUUUAUGUAGGCUGCAAAACAAACGAUGAUUUAUAUUCCAAUGCCACAUUUGCACAAGUUACAACCACAGAAAGCUGGGAUUUAUAAACCAGUUCAACAUGAAGGAAAACGUGUUGAAGGAAACUUUUUUGCAUUUGGUAUCACAGGGCAAACAGAUUUUUUUAAUGACUUUGAAAAUGAAAAUUAUUUGCACUUGUAUCAUGUUUCAGGACAAAGGCCUUUAAAAAUAGAGUCCAAUUUAUAGAAACCGGUGUGAUCAAUAUUAAUAUUUAAGCACUCAGGGUACACAGCACUUAGGGAUAUCACAUAACACUUCAAGAGUGCUUAUUUAAUAUUCACUUUUUUCUAUUAGUGUAUACCAAUGUGCCUAUAUGUAGACCACUGUGAAAUUAAAAAAUAUGCUACAGGAGAAAAUGUUUGAGGGUAGUUGUAGACCACUACAAGUCGGGGUGUAUUUAGUCAAACCAUGUUUUUCAGAGCUGUGUAACUGUUCUCAACAUGUUGCCUUCACUGUCUGUACGAAGAUGAAAUACCUGGUGCAAAAUGAUUUGUAACACAUUUUACAGUCUCUGUUAGUGUGCUGAAGGUAUGUGUUGUUUACAACUGUUGAAAUGUUUCUGAAGUAAUUAGAGGGUUUAUGUUAUAAUUAAUGAUUGUAUCCAAUAUUAUAUUAAAGUUGACUUAUAUGAUUUAA
This is a messenger RNA of Siniperca chuatsi (mandarin fish), 2480 nucleotides long. RefSeq names its product rab5 GDP/GTP exchange factor-like. The record is from RefSeq and is a predicted model, not a curated record. Lineage: Eukaryota; Metazoa; Chordata; Actinopteri; Centrarchiformes; Sinipercidae. Gene Ontology annotation, molecular function: zinc ion binding; DNA binding; guanyl-nucleotide exchange factor activity. Gene Ontology annotation, biological process: vesicle-mediated transport. The transcript is spliced from 9 exons. Gene Ontology annotation, cellular component: endocytic vesicle; cytosol. Bases 317 to 1732 code for a protein of 471 amino acids.